AUGCGAAGAUCCAACCGGCAUGAAGAGAGAUGGAGCGGGUGGUUCUGGAUAGAUGCUCUCUGCAUCAUACAGGACGAUGAGCAUCCUGAGAAGGAUAUUCAGAUAAAGUUCAUGCCCAAGAUAUAUGGCGGCGCUCGCGAGGUCAUUGCUUGGAUUGGCCCAGGAGACUCUAUCACUGAUGCAGCAAUGCGGUAUAUCCGAAAUCAGCCAUCUACCUUUCUUCGUGCAGUUGCAGAAGGGACCGCUGAGGCUCGGCUGGAGAGCUUUGAAAACACCUUCCGAGACGUUGCUUUCUGCGUUCGAGACAUCUUCAACAAAAGCUAUUGGGGUCGCUUGUGGAUACUGCAGGAGUUAGCUAUGGCGCAAAAUACAACAAUCGUCUGUGGCAAUGAAGAACUACCAUGGAAGACGUUCAUUGACUUCGCCACCCAAGUCGCGGCCGCAGAUUUUGGACCUUCUAAGACCCUUAGACGAGCACAAGGCGAGGUUGCCGCUAAGCAGCCAGUUUGGCUUCUCACACUCAUUUAUGAGAAGAGGACUCGAGGUCUCAACCUUGCCGAAUUGGUGUUUCUUUCCAAGGAUUCUGUAUGCGGUAGGGACAAGAAGGACUACAUCCGAGCUCUGCUGGGUAUGGUGCAAGAGGGAAGCGGUUGGCGCCUUGAUCCGGAGAAGCAUCGCUCUGCCUGCUCAAUGCUGAGCCAUGCAACGAGGGUCAUGAUCGAUGUGAGAAGCUGGCACGUCUAG
Messenger RNA from Paraphaeosphaeria sporulosa, 744 nucleotides. RefSeq lists its product as uncharacterized. The record is from RefSeq and is a predicted model, not a curated record. The transcript has 2 exons. Bases 1 to 744 code for a protein of 247 amino acids. NCBI's taxonomy places the organism in Eukaryota, Fungi, Ascomycota, Dothideomycetes, Pleosporales, Didymosphaeriaceae.